Messenger RNA from Mycosarcoma maydis (corn smut), 3486 nucleotides. RefSeq lists its product as uncharacterized. NCBI's taxonomy places the organism in Eukaryota, Fungi, Basidiomycota, Ustilaginomycetes, Ustilaginales. The record is from RefSeq and is a predicted model, not a curated record. The transcript has a single exon. Gene Ontology annotation, molecular function: DNA binding; DNA-binding transcription factor activity, RNA polymerase II-specific; zinc ion binding. Bases 1 to 3486 code for a protein of 1161 amino acids. Gene Ontology annotation, biological process: regulation of DNA-templated transcription; DNA-templated transcription.
AUGCCUGCCGAAAGUGACGAUACCAAAGCCGACACGCACGACGACGGUCAACCGGCAAAGCGCAAACGGCUGCGGAUUCCCAAAUCGUGCCUCCCAUGUCUCAAGGGCAAGCGUGCUUGUGAUCGUGGUCGACCUGCCUGCGGCCGAUGCGUCCGGUCGGGUCAAUCCAACGACUGCAGCUAUGAUUCUCGUCUUCCUCAGCCGCCUGCAUCGCGUCUAUCUAGGCAGACGGGCGCAUUCGACUACUCGGACGACGACGACGACGAUGAUGAUAAGUCGUUCCAAGAUUUGCGUCCGCUGGAUGCACUGCAGAAACAGCUCGAAGAGGCCCGCAACGAGUGUCGUCGUCUCCAGCGACUUCUUGGCAUGCAGCAGUCUACCUCGGCAUCCUCUUCCCGCUACCAGCAGCCUUCUCAGCAUCGCCCUUCCAUAGCAACCGAUGAUCAUUACUCUCACAUCAGCCCCAACGACAUGAAUGCGGCUCGUGGUUUGCAGAUGCUUGUCGAGAUCGCUGGGCCUCAACAUCAGGAUGCCCACUCAAACGCUGCCAAGUCCCGCAUUCUUCACUGGUCGACUCCUGCUUCACACGCGUCCUCUUCCUCUCAGGCUUUGCUUCCUCAUUCAUCUCACUCUACUUCCAAUGAAACGACACGACCCAGCGGCAUCGUACCCAGCAGUUCCACCUCGUCUCCAGCGGAUCGCUUUACAAACACCACCUCCUCAUCUCCCGUGUACAAAGCCCAGUUCGAGCGCCGCACAUCUCACCUCAGUGCCAACGAGCUCGACUCGCCUAAAAACAUCAACGGCACACACAUGUACUACGGUGACACCUCUUCCGGAGACAAGGUCCUCCACAAGGUAGCCGCUGGCACUGCUGGCUCGUCACGUACGCAUGCCGGCAAGAUUAGCUCCAACAUUCAUGAGACCUUGGCACGUAGAGAUAUGCAGUCCGCCUUCAACAGUGUUCUUGACCCAUCUCGCGACACAUUCCCGUUUGCCACCAUCUGGAGUUCAGGAACAGCAUUCAUCGACGAGGUUCUGCCAUUCUUUCCCCGGCCGGACGAGUUUGACAAUAUCUGCGCCUCGUUUGUUUGUCACUUUUCCGCCAUGUGCCCCGCCCUCACCAUACCCACCGCCAUCGAUCACGCAAAAGCCUUCUCGAGAAUGUCGCGUAAGCAACAGGCGCAGGUCUCGCUGCCCUGGUUCGCUGUCUUUCUGAUGAUCUGUGCUCAUGGCAAGAAUUGCGACCUCGAGAGCACAUCCGUCGGUCUUGACCAUAAGGUGCACAUGUUGGACGCUUUUAUCAUUGGCGAAGCAUCUCAGCAGCACAGCCGUCAUGCCAGCAGAGCCGCCUCACCGCUUGCACACGCUGAAACCUUGUCAAACAACCAGCCAGACAAAACUGAUGCAUCUCAGCCAGUGACUGCCAACGUGAGAUCGUUUGCUAUGGUCUCGGAUCUCUUUCUCUCCGCUGCAUACCAAUCGCUGCGUCUAUGCUCGUUCCUCUCCGCACCUACCCUGCAGACAAUCCAUUCUCAGCUCCUCAUUGGAGCCUACUUGCUCAACACGGAGCGCGCUGCCUCCUUCUGGCCGCUUCUCGGCUCGGUCGCCCGCCAAGCGCAGUCGAUCGGACUCCACGUCGAUCCGUACAAGAUCAAGCCUGACUGGGAUCCGGUGGAGGUCGACAUCCGACGUCGGCUCUGGUGGGCUGUCGUCCACCAGGAUGUCAUCCUCUCUAGUAUCUUUGGUCGUCCACUAGGCAUCACACGCUUCAGCUGCCGCUUUCCUGGCAACAGGAGCAGCGGCGACCCGUCCGCCUCUAUCACUUAUGCGGUUCUGCAGUGCGAGUUUAGCCAAUUGGCCCGAAUCUACCUCGACGAGAACCAGGAUCGUAGCUGGAGUCAGGCCAAGGUGAUCGACUUUACCGAAAAGGUUCUGGAGUGGUACAUGAAAGUUCCCGACCGUUACCGGCCUGAUAUAGGGCGCAUCGACCUGCUCGGCUCGGACAUGGGUACGGAUAGAGAUGCUCUACACAACUACCGCACUGCAGGCGUCGAUAUCAAGACCAAGGGACUCAUGGAGGUGCAUCAGAGCGGUAACCUUGCGGUCGAGGUUUUUUACAUGAUUCUCUCGCUACAUCGAUCGAAUCUGUUUCCCAACGCUGAUGUAGAUGCCGACGCUCUAAGUAGCAAGGCGGAUGGCAGCAGUACGUCGGACAACGCAGCCAAAGUGGGGGCAGGUCAACUCAAUCAAGUGUCGCUCCACAUCUGUGCUCAAGCACUUCGGCGUAUAACGAGGGCGCAGACGACCAUGAUCGAUCUCUUGGGCCGAGCACGCGCGACUAUGUUCUGGAAGAUCGCCUACUACACCUAUCAAGCUGCGAUCGCUGGAGCGUACAUCGUCUUUGUUCAUCCGCAGAGUAAGCAUGCCGAAUCGGCUUUGGAGGAUUUGGCGAUCCUGACCGAGUUUUUCGACAGGAUGCCAGAAAAGUGGACGGGUCUCAAGAUGGCCAAACCGGGACUGAGAGUGUUGCGCAAGUUGGCAGUAGCAGCGAGAGAGACUCCGGAAGCUGCGAGUAUGGCGGUCAGAAGUUCGCAGUUACAGCAGCCAGCAGCAAUUGGAAUUUCGGAUCUUGGCACUUCACCGAUGGCUCACGCUAACGGUUUCGGCAAUGUCAGUGGACAUGCGCAGGAUGGAGAAGUGACAGGUUCGGACAACAACGCUGCUGCUGUAUCGGAGCUUGCUGCUGAGGCGACUAUGGCUGCGACGCCAUCGUCGAACCUCAUACAUACGCCUGCGGUUGGCAAUGUCGACACAUCGCAGAUGGCGUUCAACUCGCAAUCUGCCUUCCUACCGCCACUGUUCAACUUGUCGUUCAUGUCACCCACCACGGGCACGCAGUCGAUGAUGAACACUACGCCGAUUGGCGGUACAAGCACGAUUUCGAAUGACUUGGCUGCACCGUUUAGCGAGCCUCCUAGUGCGUUUGCUGGUGCACCGGCGGCUUCGUCUGGAUCACCACUGACGCGCUCGCUUGCCAGCGUUCCUCUGGUGACACUGUUCAACAACACGUACGAUCAUCAGGACAAUUCGGCGGUGGGUGCACCCAAACAAUCGUUCUGCUACGAUCCGUUCAUUCCAGAUCCAUCUUGUUCGUUCAGUCACGAGGCGAGCAGUAGCAACAGUGCGCCUCGCCCAAGUGCUUCCGCUUCACCUCGAGCGUCUGAGCGAGCUACUGGCAUGUUGAACUCGACUGCCACUGGUCUCGUACAGAAUAGUGCACUGCAGAAUGAGACUGGUGUACCAAGCGUUCCAGGUGCACCAAUCACCGACAAGGACAGAUACAGAGCCGCCGAAGCAACCUCUGCGUCAGCACCACAGCACGAUGCCAACACGAAAGACAUGAAUCACAAAGAUCUCGCCAAUUACUGGUCCGAGUACUUCAGCUUGCAGUUGGACUGGGAUCGUUUAACCGGCUUGGCGUAA